This is a messenger RNA of Limulus polyphemus (Atlantic horseshoe crab), 473 nucleotides long. It is a transcript of the gene SmF, whose product is annotated as small nuclear ribonucleoprotein F. The coding region runs from base 68 to 331 and encodes 87 amino acids. Gene Ontology annotation, biological process: mRNA splicing, via spliceosome; spliceosomal snRNP assembly. Gene Ontology annotation, cellular component: U1 snRNP; catalytic step 2 spliceosome. The record is from RefSeq and is a predicted model, not a curated record. Lineage: Eukaryota; Metazoa; Arthropoda; Merostomata; Xiphosura; Limulidae. Gene Ontology annotation, molecular function: RNA binding. The transcript has 3 exons.
UGUCUCUACAGAUAUCAUAUUUAGUAUGCCUUUGAAUUUGAAGUAGCGUGUUACAUUGUGUUUCAUAAUGUCGAGUUUACCUCUCAACCCAAAGCCUUUCCUGAAUAGUCUAACUGGAAAACCUGUGGUUGUAAAACUGAAGUGGGGAAUGGAGUACAAGGGUUAUCUUGUAUCUGUGGAUGGUUACAUGAACUUACAGCUGGCAAACACUGAAGAAUACAUUGAUGGUAACUGUACUGGGAAUCUUGGGGAAGUGAUGGUUAGAUGUAACAAUGUCUUGUAUAUCCGUGGGGCAGAAGAAGAGGAAGAGGAUGGAGAAAUGAAAGAAUAACCAUCAUAAUGGACUUUGUAUGUGAACAGUAAUUCUACUGACUUUGUUACCCAUUUUGGGUGUGUAAAAUAGUGUCAUUCAAACAUACUUGUCAUUUCAUUAAAUAAAAUAAAAAUAAUUUGGUUUUUUAUUAAAACUUUCA